ACACACACACUUCCCCAGGGGGGAUUGGAGGCUUUAAGCUGCUCUGCUCUCUCGCUUGUUCUCGGCUCCAAAUGCCGCUCUGAGGUCUCUUGCCAGGGUCAUAAUAAACACUUUUCGCUCCCUAAUGAACAGCCUGGGCGAUCAUAGCGGGGGCCGUCAGAAAGCUGGAGAAAAUAUCGACAAUAUUCAUUUGAAAAGAUGAUCCCCGCUUUGGAAAGCCGGAAGGAACAAACUAGAAGAAAGUCCUCUCUCCCUCCCUCCCUCUCCCUCUCUCUUUUUGAAGUGUUAAUUUAGUGCCUCCUUUCUUCUCUUCGGUAGCCGUUCUCUGAGAAAUGGGCUGCCAUUCUCACAAACCUUUAUGGCUUGGAUGGACUUAGGAGCAAUGUCUUCCCAAGAAGAAGGUUUGUUACCAGCUGGACACGAGACCAUGGAGGAAAAUUUCUCUACUGAAAAAAGAAUAGGCAGCAUAAAGCAGUGUGCUAAAAAUACUUCUAGACCCAAACAGCCUGACAAAUGCUCUGAACAUGUAAAUAAUUUUUCUCUUAGUGGGCCAACAUGGAUUCCAGUGGGACAGAAAGGGUCUGUAAGUAAGUCCACCUCUGUUUUACAAUCUAAGGUUAAAGCUCUUAAAGAGAAAAGGAACCUCAUAAACAAGCGAACUGAAGCAACAUCCCAGGAAGAGGCUUCUCUAAGGAAGCUUAAAGCAUGGAAAGGAAAGCCACCAACAGACCCUGUUCUUCAGAAUGCAGUAGUGGAGCCACAAGCUCAAAUCCGCACUUACUUAACAGAUGUGCUGCUGGACAGCACUGAGUAUCCACAUCAGAUUCAGGAGGAAUUUCAGGGAACAAGCCUUCCAGAUCCAUACAUCAAUGAUUUUGAAACACAAUCUAUGGCAACAGGAGAGCCCACAGGCAUGAGUCCACCAAAGGAAUUCAGGAGGCUCCCAGGAAGAAACAUAUCAGAUAAAAAGAGUUCUUUAGGAAGCUCAACAAAAAAGGUACCCUUAAAUGCCAUCUCUGGAACUGGCUCUUUAAAGGACCUUUCCUUUAUCCCAACAUCUUUUGAAGAAACAAAUGGUAGAGAAGACCAUCUAAUUCGGCCUAAGGAGUUUGACAGCAAUUCUGUGAAAAAGAAUGACAGCUCUGAGGUGGCAUCAAUUGGGAGGAUUUGGAGAACGGAGAGCUGGGACAGUCUUGGCAGUAGCAGCAGCAAUGUCAGUACUUUGUCUUUAGCAGAGAGAGUGGAAAGAAACCGGACUAAGUUGCAGGAGAUGCUGAGCACAUCACAGUUGAACAGUAGUUAUUUGCAGGAACCUCAUACUUUGGAUACUUACCAGAAGGAAACCCAAGACCUUGGGCCUAAUGAUGAGAUUGUGCCGAAUGAUGGAGCCUGGGAUUCUAAUGUCUCCUUACAGGAUUCUGAAGGCUAUCGGGUCUUUGUUCCUAACCAAAAGCUGGAGCUGAGCCCCAGGCAUGAACAGGCCAAGCAGCUGCUACAGAGAGCUCGUAUGAAGGCCAGGACAAACCCACUCCGAGCUAGCCAUAACAUCCUGCUUACUGCCUCCCCAGACAAAAGGGGUACCUGUAGAUCCCCUGUUGCAGACACAAAAGACUUCGUUUUGAAAGAUGGAAACAUCCAUAGUAGUGGAAACCAGAGUGAUUCAUCUAGUGGUGACUCCAGCUAUGGGCAGCAGAGGAAGCAAGGGCCAUCUUCUUCUCGGGUGCGUUUUGAGGAUGAAUCUGCAAGGGACGCUGAAGUUCGCUAUUUGGAACGCCUGCAGCAACGUCAGAAACGGCCCUUAGACUCAGUUCUGUUAUCUCUUGGACAGGGCCCACUGCUCUCCAAACCAGAUCUUGCUGGCUAUAUAAAUGGUGACCUUCAGCGUAAAGACAAUAGCAUCAACAAAUCUAGUUGGGAACAUCAAAGCAUAGGACAGGGAGCCAAAAUGCAUACUCCCCAGAGCAAUGGAGGAUGCUCUGAAAAAGGUACGCCUCCUCAAGUCAAUAAAGAAAGCAAGUGUAGUGCCUGUGGGUCUUAUAUCAACAAUUCAGCAGACACUAGAGUCAAUCAAACUGGGAAUGGCAAACAUGAAAUUGCCAAUGUCCUUCCUGGAGGCAGUGAUACUCUUCACACGAAUGGAAACAAAGAGUUUGGUACUUCCCAGGGGAACUCACGGGCAAAGCCUCUAGGUCCCAAAAGGACUCCAUUGUGGAUUCUUCCUUCUCGGCAGCGUGUUUUUUCAGAAUGCAUCAGGGAGACAUAUAUUGGCGAAGUUAAUAGCGCUGAAGAUGUGGACUCAGCUUUAGGCAGCACCACUGACACAUCAGACAGCUACAGGACAGACAGUGAAGAAGCUGGCAUCAACAGCCUGCAAUUUGCAAUCAAAAAUUGUCAUGGUGUCCCUAGACCAUUGUGUUCUUCAGAGAAGAAGGCCAACACUGUUACCAGGGACGGGCAAUGGGGAAAUGGCAGCUGCAAAACUAGUAAAGACAUUAUCUGGGGUAACAUUCCUAACGUAAGCAGAUUGGAAAUUGGGUCAGGUACUGACGAAGCACAAAUUGGUAGCUUGCAGGGGGGCUCUGAGGUAAAAGAUCAGGAGACUCAGGCAGCCAUUCCAAGAAGCAAACAGCUAAUGAAUCUCUGUCAAAUGGAGAAGGAAGACAAAGACAAACCACAAACAAAAGAUGGUAUAAAAGUUCCUAUGAACAGGCCAGUCAAUCAUUUAUGCCAAACCAAGCAGGAUACAAAGCAGGUGGCCACUACCAACAAUUUAAUGAAUCUAAUACCAGCACCUCCUGCUACUGGAAAAGUUCACCCCUCCCCAAUGUCUUAUAGGAGAGCUGUUUUAACAGGCAGCCACAAAUUGAUCAAACAGGAUUCUGGGCAUAUAAAUAAAACCAAUGAACUAUCAGUUUCAGCUGCCUAUUCUGAUUUCCAGGAUGUGGGUGUAUCUGGGCUAGAGGAGCAUAAUGGCCAGCAGAAUCCAGGGACAUUCUCCAAACAUUUGGCUUUGUCCUCCAAUAAUCACAAUAAUAUAUCAACCAGGCCAGAGCCCAAAACCAUAAUAAUGGGCAGAGAUGAGCAACUUCAGGAGAAUGAGAAGAUGGGAAAAAAUCAAGUAGGUCCAUCAUCCUCAACAUGUGGUGUUCCCCCUGUUGCUCCCAAUGUCAUCAGUUCCACUGCUAUUAACCUCUCCCUGACAACUGAAGAGCCCAACUUCACAAUCUCCACUCAGUCAAUCAUCAGAGAAGUUCCAGUUGCAGAUAUGCAGAAGACAAAACCCGGGCAAGCAAAUAUUAUUCAAUGCAAACACUUAGAAGUCUACCCGCAGCCAAAGAAACAGCAAUCCACCAAGAAAGAAGUCUCUUCUACAUCAGGUUUUAAAAAAUUCUUCAACACUUUGAGUCAGAGCACCAAACAAAGAUUGGGCAGAUUCCGAUGUUAUAGCAUGGAACAGAUUUCUAUGCUAGAAUCAGGAACUGCCAAGCCCAACAUGGAAACUGGCCCAGAUACCAUUUGUUCUCCAAAAAUGAAGAAAGUACCUUCCUUACAAUCUCUGCAGAGGGUGUCACCUUUCUGCCAACCAAGAAAAGCCUCUUCUGUUCAAAAUCUGCAUUCCUUUUUGGGCAAGAAUAAUCGGUCCAAUGUUUACCUGGUGGGGGAACCUAAGGAUGAGGAAGCUACUUCUAACAGGAAAACCAGGACUCAGCAUAGAAGAUCCCUCAGUGUGGAGGACAUUGGGUCCCCUAACUUGGCGAGAACCGUUGGGCGGGUGGUAGCAGUUUUUCCAGAUGGAACUACUCAAUUAGAAUUGCAGCGGUUCCAACAAGGCAACUUUGGGUUUCGUGUUUCUUCAGGGAAUGGUCGUCCUGAUACAGGUAUCUACGUCCAGGAGAUGGCAGACACCAGUACAGCUAAACUCUAUGCUGGACUCCUAGAAGUUGGGGAUGAGAUACUUGAAGUAAACGGUGCCAAGGUUGCUGGGCUGGGCCUAGCCCGGAUCAACGAACUGCUCUUGUGGGCAGAGACACUCUCCCUUAGAGUGCUGAAGCAGAGACCUGUUCGGCAGUAGCAGAAGAGGAGAUCCUUGUGGGGGAAGCUUGAACGAGCAACUUUGCCUUGUGAACAGGGCAAAGCAGUUCUGGUACUUAUUAAGCCUACCUGAGACUUGGAGUUCACAUCCUUGUCUCAGUGCUUUUAUGACUUGGAUGUGGAUGGAGGCACAAACCAACCCCAUGGGUUAUUCUGUAAUGGAACCUGAUAUCUAUUGAAUAUUUAAUUUAUGCAAAGAUUAGUCAUGCAAUGUGGACUCUGUCUAUCACCAAGGAAUAGGAAUUAGUUAUCUGGCACCUCCCUGUACAAAGAAUAGGGGGAGAGGGGGAAGGCAGCAUCAGGUAACAAUUUGUGAAUAAAGACUUAUCUUUUGACCACCAACAUACCCACAAACUCUUUAUCUAAAAAUUGGAAGAUGCUGGGUCAUCUUUAAUUUGUAUUAAAGUACCCAUAACAAGUUGGGUUUGUUCAUAAAAACUUUUUUAAAACAUUCAAGCUAAUACUUUUUCUGUUGACUGAAUUGGAGAGCUGCUAAUGAAUUAAGUGAUCCCUAUUGUGGAAAUCUUAUCUCUCCCCCUCCACACCCUUUUAUUUAUAAAGAAAGAUUCAAUGAUUUGGGAAUCUUUAAAGAAGUUAGAUCUCUUUACCAGAAAAUCUACAGUUCCUUUACAAACCUUAAGAGUCUUUACAGGCAUCCACAAAAAUAUCCAUUCUGGAUCAGUUUAUGUGCUACUAUAUAUAUGGCCAAACUCACUCAUGCCACAGUAUCAGUAGACAUUUCUGUCUAAUUGUUCUAUUUUAGAUGUUUUAUGUUUGCAGUGAAAGCUAUUUGACUUUGCAGUUUUUGCUCCUUCAGCAAGCCAGAGCUGAGAAUUCCUGAUGUUUGCAGAUUCCAAUAGCUUCUUCAAAAUACUGAACUUAAUUUUUGAAGAAAGUUUUCUCAGUUUCUACCAGAGAAAUUCUCCACCUUGCAAAUUUACAAGUCAGUCUGAACUUCAUAUUCUUAUAUUUCUCAUGUUCAGCUCUUUUCAAAACUUGCUUCUCAUGAAGUGGUAAUCCUAGGCCUGGAACGUACUAUUCUAGAAUGCACAUGAAGUUCACAACAUGAAAUGAUCUUUGUUUUGAUUGUUUGUAGGAAGUUAAUCAAUUUCUAGUUGCAAUCUGAAAUGGUAGAGUUAACAGCCAGGUUUGUCACCACUGAUCAUCUUUUGUGUCUGUCUUAGAGCCAUCUUCUAGUCUCUAUAGCCGCAAAGACCAGAUUAUUUCAUGAGCUUUGUACCCAGAAUAUGAUUGUGACAGGAGAGGCUUCUCUUUUCGAUGACUAUCUGUAUUCAGCCCUAACCUACAACCAUGGGCUGCUUUUGACAACACUGGAAAGCCUCUCUACCUUGUUUCACUGUAUUUCUCUGAUUAAAUUAUUUAUUAAAAGCA
Molecule: messenger RNA, 5484 nt
Organism: Pantherophis guttatus
Lineage: Eukaryota; Metazoa; Chordata; Lepidosauria; Squamata; Colubridae
Product: KIAA1614 ortholog
Biological process (GO): establishment or maintenance of cell polarity; regulation of cellular localization; centrosome cycle
Cellular component (GO): cell cortex; nucleus; apical plasma membrane
Molecular function (GO): protein binding
Source: RefSeq, a predicted model, not a curated record